AUGGGCGGGGCGUCGUCAAAAGCCACACGCCAAUUUCCCAAGCCAAAAAAGCCGUUAUGGGCUGGCGCACGAACACCAAGCCCGGGCGAGGCUCCUCAGAGUGCGAAACCAACGCUACCCCGGGCAAGCGAGACACGGAAUGAAGAUAUUGAGCAGGAUGCGAAGGACCCGCAGUUCCUCGCUAACUUGAGCAGGCUGGGGCCGGUCAAAGUCGACCACCACAUGCAAACGUUCCGACUUGGUGCUGAUAACACACAGCACGUCCUACAGACUCGCCUGCAGUCCGAAGCAGAGGCACGGUCCUCGCACCCAACCCACAACCGCCUUUUAGCAGCAUCGCUGCAAGAGCUCCUCGAGGAGCGCAAAUCCGUAACCACACAGGCAGAGCUCGAGAAGCUCGCGAAGCGCUACAACGUGGAUGUCGCGAAGCUGGAGAGCGUCGCGCAAUUCGUGAACAGCCCGAGCGUCCUCCCAGGUUCCGUCGUGCGGACUGUCAGUGAUGAUGGCGAAGAGAGAAUUACUAUGUUGGCUACUUGGGCAGAUCCUCAGCAUCUGGAAGGUCGACCGCUGGUAGGUUCCAACACAAAAUCGUGA
Molecule: messenger RNA, 594 nt
Organism: Sparassis crispa
Lineage: Eukaryota; Fungi; Basidiomycota; Agaricomycetes; Polyporales; Sparassidaceae
Exons: 4
Coding region: 1-594 (197 amino acids)
Source: RefSeq, a predicted model, not a curated record